Lineus longissimus is the source of this 1152-nucleotide messenger RNA. RefSeq names its product protein FAM241B-like. Gene Ontology annotation, cellular component: intracellular membrane-bounded organelle. The record is from RefSeq and is a predicted model, not a curated record. Lineage: Eukaryota; Metazoa; Nemertea; Pilidiophora; Heteronemertea; Lineidae. Bases 204 to 734 code for a protein of 176 amino acids. The transcript is spliced from 3 exons.
AAUUUUCUGCUCUCCAUCGACAGAAGAGUGAAAUACGUGUCUGCUGCAAACAUUUUAGUUUUUCUCGACGAAAUCACCGAUUUGUUACAUAAUGAACUGGAAAACGGUUCAAACAGACUAAUUAAAUAAGUAUUCAAUAUAUGAAGACACACUGCAAACCUCUAUUUAGACAAUUAGAAUCUUCUUUGGUUUAAAGAUCCACAAUGGUCCGAAUUCUGAGUACUGGAGAGAUUGUUCAGGAUGACGAUCCAAGGCUUAGACCUGGUGGUGCCAAUGGGCCAUCGAGAAAUAGAAUGGGCCACAUUCAACACGAUGAAGAUGAUGAAGAUCGACAGCGACGAGAAGGACAAGGUGGGCGUGUUGGAAACCAAGCAGCAUCCGUCUUUGAUGCAUUUAGUGAACGUUUACGUGCUUUGGGUAUCCCUCGGUGGAACCUUGGACCUUAUGUUGUAGAACCUAUAGUUUCAGUAGGAUUUCUCGUAGCAUUAUUAUUGGCUGGAUUCAGAGGACUAAUAUUUGCCGGAAUUUUAUUCUUUGUGUCCAAAUACAGCCAACAAGGAGGAUUUGGAGGAUGGUUUGGAGGAAAUCCACGAGGUCCAUCACCUGGGCGGGGACCGCCACCAAGCCAUGGACAUGGGCAGGGUACACAGAGUGGACAGCCUGGGCAAGGGCAGGGAAAUAAUGGGGGUAGAAAAUGGGGAUCUGGUGAAGGACAGAGACUUGGCCAUAGCUAGACAUUACUGAGAAUUUUGAAGGAUCUAAAUGUUGAUUGAAAUUAUGACAAGAGAGCCCAGCCAGGAGCCCAAAACAAAUUCAAUGUGCCUAUUAGAUUUUGGUCCCCAUCUCAUUCAUUUGUACAUGGCGAGAUAUUUUAAAGUGAAAGAAGUGAAAGUUCUUUGUUGAAUUUCUCUGUCAACACUGCAAUGAAAUUAAAAAAUAUCCAGCCAACAUCUUGGAGGUCAAACUGGCGACCCCAUUACUAUUUUUUGUGGAUACUUUUGAAAGUGUUUUGAAAUCAAAAUUUUCAGAAUUUAUCAAAUUGCAGUGUUCUCUUUUUAGAUUCAGAUAAAAUAAUGGUGCCGCAAAGUCAUUCUGUAUUAAUUAUGUAAAACUAUCCAUAUAUCUGAAUAAUAUAUAUAGCUUGUAAAUAAA